GGCUGGGAGGGCUGGUGCCACCAGAUGGUGCUGCCAGCCGGUCACGCUGUGCUUGGUGUCACCCUGGGGACAGCCGAGGGUGCCACCCCGCCCCAGCUCCGGCUCGGUCCGGGACACGGGGAGGCUCCAACAGCUCCAGAGCUCCGGCCUGAUCCGGAGAUAAGGGAGGGUGUGACCCCUGCACGGAUCAGAGUGAUCCAGGACAGCCGGAGGCUGCAACAACGGGACAGCUCCAGCUCGAUCCAGGGCGCCUGGACAGCUCCGCGUUGAUCCAAGAGGGUGCAGAGCUGGGUGAUUCCAGCUCGGUCCAGGACAGCUGGAAUCCUCCACAGCUCCAGCGUGGGCCUGGGGGCUUCUCCUGGUCCCCACUUCCCCGGGAUGUCACCGGGGAAGGGACAGCAGCACGACCCCGUGGUGGGUGUUGGUGUCAGCCCUCGGCAGAGGCUCCCCGGGAUCCAGGCAGAGCAGGAUGGAGCCGGAUUCAUCACCCGAGCUGCCAUGGUGAUCCUGCCGAGCUCUCCAGCCUUUUCUUGGAGAUGGAGCUCUUAUUCCACCCACCAGCACCCAGCACUCUCCAGGCACCGGCAGCUUUGGGAUCUCCCUCGCAGAUAAACCAGGAUUUGAGCUCCUGGGAGCGGCCGCCGAGCCCAGCGUGCCCCGAUGACUUCACUCCCCUUUCCAUUCCCUUUAUAAGCACCGCCGGCAGCAGCUCGUCCAGCCUUGGCGCAGGAAUCGGGAACAAAUCCUGCCCCGAAGCCGCCGCUUUUCUGCGGGAUGCUGAGGACAGCGCUGCCGAGGGCGCUGCGGGGUCUGGGGGCCGCCCUCACCUGCCUGCAGCUCCUGGGGCUCCUCUCGGCCGCGGAUUCCCGGCCCCACACGUGGGAGCAGGACAGGUUCCAGCUGGAAGCGGUGAAAAAGGAGAUCCUGGAGCGGCUGGGGAUGCCGGCUCCCCCCGCCGUCCGGCGCCGCUUGGACCAGGAGAGCAUCCAGAGAGCGCAGCGGCUCUACCAGCACAAAGUGGCGGAGCUGGCGCGGAACCGGAGCCGCGACGGGGAGGAAGAGGAGGGAGCCGUGUCCAGCAGGCGGCGGCUGCACCGCCUGACCCCCACCCUGCUGCGCUGGCCGGACAUGCCCGAGGGCCACCAGGACUCCCAAGGACACCGGGACGCUGAGGGACACCGCGAGCCCCGCGGUCCCCACCGCUACCGCCUGCUGCUGUCCCGCACCGCCGAUUUCCACCGGCAGCUCCGCGUGGUGCGGGCGGAGCUGAAACUCUUCCAGCAGCCGCCGUCCCUGCCCGGGGCCCCGGUGCCACCGCGGGUCACCAUCUACACCCUGCGGGGGGCUCAGGGCACCCCCCAGCUCCUGCACAGCCAAGAGCUGGAUCGGGAUUCGGGAAGCCUGGACCUGACAGGAGCCGUCCAGCCCUGGGUGGCCGGGCCCGAGGCCACGCUGCGCCUGGAGCUGGAAUUCACCUCCAACAUCUCAUCUGCCCUGGUCAUGUCCCGGGGGGAAACGCCGGUGCUGGAGGUGGAAACGCAGGAGAUCCCGGCUCGGGCAGCCAGGAGAGCUCGGGGGCUGGAGGAGGAGUGCGGGAGGAGCGACGGGAGGUGCUGCCUGAAAUCGCUGAAGGUCUCCUUCCACGACAUCGGCUGGUCGGACUGGGUGGUCGCCCCCCACAGCUACCACAUGAGGUUCUGCGAGGGCUCCUGUCCCCACAACUACAAACCGGCCAGCAUGCACGCCCAGAUCCGGUCCCGAGUGCACUCCCUGUCCCGGGCCGCGCCCCCGCCCUGCUGCGUGCCCGCCGCCUACGACCCCAUGGUGCUGAUGCACCUGGACAGCGAGGGCAGGCUGGUGUCCAGCCUCUUCGAGGACAUGCUGGUCACCAGGUGCCACUGCGCCUGACGGUGGCACCACAGCUCCGGCCAGUGGGUCACUGUCCAGGUGGGGCAGAGGAACCCACUGGCAGCUCCAGCAUCCCGAAAUCCGCAUCCUGUGGCACCGAGUGACUCCACGCCAGCCCUGGAUCCACCACGGAGCUCAGCCAUGGAGUCUCCUGCACCCACACCCCAAAAUCCAGAUCCAAGUGACUCCACGCCAGCCCUGGAUCCACCACGGAGCUCAGCCAUGGAGUCUCCUGCACCCACACCCCAAAAUCCACAUCCAGAUCCAAGGGAUUCCAAACCAGACCUGGCUCUGCUGCCCCAGUUCACCCCUGGGGUCUCCUCUCUGCCACCCAGCUCAGUCUCAGCAUCUCCAGUUGUGAAUUCUUCCCCUCAAUAAUUUAUUCCCCUGUCUCUUCUCUUAAUUAAAUCCAGAUUUUAUUGAGCAGGUGGAUCCUUCCCACCCAAGAGACCCCCAAUGGGUCGGGGUGGGUCCGUGUUCAGGUCUCCAUAUCCCACUCCAAACCCUCUUCUCUGCUCAGAGACUUAUUUAUGCAACCCAGUUAUUUAUUUCUAACUUAUUGUAUUUUAUAGCAAAAUAUCCUUCUGGGGGAGGGGGGAAAGAGGGAGGGAGGGAGGG
Prinia subflava (tawny-flanked prinia) is the source of this 2526-nucleotide messenger RNA. It is a transcript of the gene GDF15, whose product is annotated as growth differentiation factor 15. Gene Ontology annotation, molecular function: cytokine activity; growth factor activity. Gene Ontology annotation, cellular component: extracellular region. The transcript is spliced from 4 exons. The record is from RefSeq and is a predicted model, not a curated record. Lineage: Eukaryota; Metazoa; Chordata; Aves; Passeriformes; Cisticolidae. Bases 775 to 1908 code for a protein of 377 amino acids.